CCCUCGUCCGCAUAAUAACAAACCUCUCGAGGACGGACUGAAGGGAAAGGGAUGAUCACUUCACAGAGAUUACUUUCACCGCACUUAUGGCGUGGUUUAGUGGGGAAAAUAUCGCCGAACAUAGGACUGAAGACGAUACCAUGCACGCAGGAUAGGACCUUGAGUAGAUUCUAUUCGUGUUAUAAGUAUAAUGGCACAAUAAAAUCUGUUCCUCUGGCUGGUGUCUCCGGAAGCUACACUCUUUCUCAGGGUUUUGUGCCAAGGUCUUCAUUAGUAAAUCGACAGUUAUGGCUUACUGGUGUCACGCAGGACAGGGGAUAUAGGUCAGGACGUAGCAGACAGGACACAAGUCAUGAGGAUGAGACGCCACAGAACAUCUCCCCACAGCUCAUGGACUUCCCCUGGGUGAUCUGGCCCAGCCUUUGGCACACUAUCCGCAAUUGGAUCUUUGCCAACCUGAUUAUCCGUCCAUACCUAGAUAGAGAAUUUUCUUUGUCUACCUUUAAGGCAGGAGCUAUUCAAGCACUUGUUCAUGUGUCCCAAGAGUUGGCAAAGGGCAACUUCUCUGCUCUCGAAGGUUUAAUUAUAUCAUCAAGUAUGGAAGAAGUCAAAAGAAACUUUGCAAAGCUGUCUCUGAAGCAACGUUUAGACUUGGGAGUUGUCGCUGAGGAUAUUUUCUUUUCAUUCCCUUACCAGAUUGGGGUGAUCUUUACUAAUGAGGGAGGUCCCCAUGAGCGUAUUUUUGUAGAGAUAACCAUGUGUUAUCAUAUCUUUAAGGGAUUUCAAGAUCACUUGGAACAGGCAGCUAGGAAUGAGAAUACAGGCACUUUCAGAGGAGUGUAUGAUAAUCAUGAUCGUAUUUCAAUUGCUAAUUACAGAUUCAUAAGAGAAUUUACAAGAGGAGUUGAAGACGAGUGGACGGUGAAUGUCGCAAAUCACUUCAAGCCCGGGGAAUACAUUCAGCAGCGAUAGAGCCCCCAAUAAGAACCUCAUGGAAACACACAAAUCUUAUAGUUAUUGUUUUCAAGAUUUUACAAAUAGCUUGCAGAGUUGAUCUUAAUCAGCACUUCCGUUUUUUCUUCUUAACUUUUUAUAGCUCUUUCUCUUGACAUUUUUCAGUCUUUCUCUAAAUGUAUAGGUAAAUGCAAGAUCUAAGAGGACAGGUGAAAAAGAGAGCAUGUAAAACAGAUCUAGAGAGCCAGUCUAGUUGCAAAUGAUAAUGAAAUCAGUAGAUACACAGUUUAAAAGUAAGGAGACGAUUAAGUAAUUGGUACUCUUGGUAUAUGUGUACUUGUGCAGGUGAUUUUCUGAAAAAGGUUUACAUAUCUAUGAAAACCUUUCCAGUACUCUUUCCAGUACUCUUUCCAGUACCUGAUGAAAGACCUUUAAAUAAUUUGCUUUGCUUGAGCUAGUCUGAGAAUAUUUAGACCAGUGCUGCCUGUAGGUUGCAACAUGUCUGGCCCACCCAUUUUCUGUAAUCUCUUGGGUACCUAUCUGCACACCCUAAUAUCGAAGGCUAUAACUAGCCCUGGUACAUGAUGAAUUAUGAGAGAGUCAUCAAAUCUGCCCUCCAUGCAGCUACUUUUUCAAAGAGAUUGCAGAAACUUCAUAAGUUUUAUAAUAAGUGUGUGUGGGUUUGGUUGGGUGGCUACUGUCAAGGUGAUUGACAUUGUAAUCCUUGGGAUGAUGAUUGAAAUUUGUAAUAAAUAUUAUGAGUAUGACAAGUGUCAUGUCCCAUGUCUGCAGUACAAGGUCAUAUGGUUAUUCACAAAUAUAUAUGUAUACAUACUUAGUGUGAAGAGUAGCUGUCAGGCAUUAUUGGCAGUGGUUUGUAUAGCCUAUUCAUUAAGUGUCAUACAAUGUAUGGUCUUAUAUUGUCAGUGUUUAGCAUCCUAUCAUUAAGGAGUGCUCUUCAAAAUCCUUCAGGUUUUUGAUAGAAGAUGUUUUGUAAGAGAUGAUAUUAAAGAUUUAAGCAGUUGA
This is a messenger RNA of Penaeus monodon (black tiger shrimp), 1980 nucleotides long. RefSeq names its product m-AAA protease-interacting protein 1, mitochondrial-like. Gene Ontology annotation, cellular component: mitochondrial inner membrane. Gene Ontology annotation, biological process: inner mitochondrial membrane organization; protein insertion into mitochondrial inner membrane from matrix. The transcript is spliced from 5 exons. The record is from RefSeq and is a predicted model, not a curated record. The coding region runs from base 52 to 972 and encodes 306 amino acids. Lineage: Eukaryota; Metazoa; Arthropoda; Malacostraca; Decapoda; Penaeidae. Gene Ontology annotation, molecular function: ribosome binding.